Molecule: messenger RNA, 5009 nt
Organism: Penaeus vannamei (Pacific white shrimp)
Lineage: Eukaryota; Metazoa; Arthropoda; Malacostraca; Decapoda; Penaeidae
Source: RefSeq, a predicted model, not a curated record
CGUUUGUUAUGAUGUUGGGCGAGGAAGUCGUCAGCGAUUAGGGACUAGAAUUCAGGAUGGCAGUCGACUUCUGCGACUAUUUUUGGGGGGAAGAGCACAAUGGGUGGAAUGUUCUGUAUCAGAAUAUGAAACAAGGUCAGACUGCAAGUAAAGAAUUAGCAGAAUUUUUCAAGGAGAGAUGGUCAAUAGAUGAAACAUAUUCCAAAUCUCUUGCAAAGUUAGCCAACAAAGCUGGAAGUAACACUGAGAAGGGGACUUCUGCACAAAUAUUUGUUGUGCUCCGCCAGUCAUCAGAGAAAUUGUCCAAUAUACACUCUCACACCGUCCAACGUGUGCAGGACUUAGUUAAGGAGGUAGUCAAGUACAAUGAGGAUCUACAUAAGAAGUAUAAAGGGGUGAAAGAUGAAGAGAGUCAAACAGAAGAGAUUGUCAAGAGCAUUCAGACAACCAGCGGACUAGCACAGAAGGCACGAGAAACCUACAGCCAAAGAUGUCAGGAUUUAGAAAAAGUAAGGAGAGAUGGUGCAUCGCCAAAGGAUGUAGAAAAGGCAGAAGCUAAAUUGCGAAAAGCUCAUGAUGAAUAUCGAUCACUAGUGGAGAAGUAUAAUAAUAUUAGGGAGGAGUUUGAGAAGAGGAUGACUACAUCGUGUAUGAAAUUUCAAAGUGUGGAGGAGUCUCACUUAGCACAAAUGCUACAGUUUGUGCAAACCUACAUAAAUGUUUUACAAAGCAACCAUGAAGCAAUGGGUCAGGUACACCGUGACCUUCUCAGCCAGUACUCUCAGUUCUCAGUGGAAAAACUGCUUGACCAGUUUGCGCUUUCAAAACAUACAGGAUUAGAAAAACCAUAUGUGAUGGUUUUUGAAGAUGCUGGGUCUCUAGGAUCAGCUGUUUCAGGACAGCAGUCGCCCGAACCUGCUGAUCAGUCCAAAUCCUCAGCAGAAGAUGCAGGGGUUGGCGGGGGAAGCUCCAGUGGUGGCGUCCUAGCUGGAGGUACUGUGGUUGUCACAAAGUCGGGUAGGAAAGAAACUGGUAAAAAGUUUUUAAGGGAGCGUGCUUCCAUGUUUUCUAUGUCCAGGGUUACCCUAAGGUCUCCCUCAGUGACCACAGCAGGAAGUGGUGGAGGUGGGGGGCAAGGGGGGGAUAACAGCAGGGUCACGGUCAGUCCUCCCUCCACACCCACCAACAUCACACAGGAUCCCAGUCACUCUCCAGAAAUUAAAACAGCUGGGGCUUCCGUGUGCACACCUCCCACAAGAGGUAGCAACAACUCUAGCACUAGCAACAGCAAACCGUCCCGUCGCACCACCUCUCUCCUCAACCUCUUUGUGGCGUCCACUUCUUUCACUGGUCGAAGUGAACGUGAGUGGUCUGCUCCCCCCAGCUGUAAUUCAGGUGGGGGGGAAGGUAGCCAGGAUGGGGAUGGGGGUGAGAGGGUCACCGAGAGCCUCCCCCCUUCCCCAGCCAAGGCUCCCCCUGCACGUGUUACCAGUGCCCCCACCAGCCCUACUGCAGCGGACGAUCCAAGCCUGGCCCGCAGUGUAUUCCGCUCCUCAAAGUGGUUCCUAAGAAGUAGAAGAGAUAAGAAGAAAGAAAAAAAGAGCAAGAAGAAAAAAGAUGCUGAUUCAUCAAGCAAUAAAGAGGAAAAGUCAGACAAUGAGGUGAAUGAUGAUCCAGGGCCAAGAACCAGUGAAUUGAUAUCAACCUCCAUAACACAAGGAGGAUCAGACAAAACGACUGGACCAUUAACAACAAGUGUUGAUGAAGAAGGCUUUUCUGUGCGACCCCAGGAAAUCAAGACCCCAGCUGAGGAGACCAGUUUUGACUCUUCAUCUGACUCAGACUCUGAUGGAGAGUCAGACAAAAAGAUCCAUGUUGAGAUCAAGCCAAUAAGCAAUGGUAAUACCCCAAUGUCAGCUAGUGUUGACGAACUAAGAGCUACAAUCGAAGGAAUGUCAUUAUCACCCAUGCCAUUUGCCUCGCCUCGUGUGCCUCCACGCCAGAUUUACGCGGAUGGAAAGAUCAAGAUCAGAUACUUAACAUUACAGAAGACAAGAAGAACGUCAACAGAUACACAAGACUCGCUUCCCAUGAAACGUUCCAACAGCAUCACCCAUCAGCUAAGCAGUAACAAGACAAGUUCUGCAGACCUGUUAGGAUUAAAUCUUACCUUUGGUGGGAGCUCUGGGACCAGUGAUAGCAGUCCAAGAGGGGUUCUAGCAACUAGCACUGUAGGGGACACUGCUGUCAACAGACCCAUGUCCCCAGCAUCUAAUGCAUUAACAGGUCUUUCAUCACCAGCGCCAUCUGUCAGCUCUAUAACAUCUCCUGUGCUGGCUCCACCCCCACGUGCUGAUAGAUAUGCUGAGCUGAGUGAAAUUCUUAAUGAAACUGAAGGGGAUACUCCACCUGCCCUUCCUCCAAGAACGGGUGGAGGCUCGUCAAGUCGUGGAUCCACGCCCACUCCAACAAUGGCAAUACCCCGACCACCAUCAAGAAAAGCACUGGAGGGGCCAUCUCCAAGGGGACGCCAAAGUCCUGCAACAGUAUCCGGACUCUCCCGAGCAGAAUCAGUGUCGAGUUUAGAAUUCCGCACCUCCAGCAUGGUGGGAACAUCCCGUGGGCCAUCUCCCCUCACAAUUGGGUUGUCUGACACCAUACCUAUUGCAGUUGCAUUCCAAGAGCUGUGCCAUGCCUAUUUUAGAGGCAGUGAUGAGUCCAAGUGUCAGGUGAAAGUUACAGGAGAAAUGAUGGUAUCCUUUCCAGCGGGUAUUGUUGGUGUCUUGGCCAAUAACCCCUCCCCUGCUCAGCUAUCAUUUAGGGUUAAUAAUUUUGCCAGAGUUACAAAUGUCUUACCCAACAGACAACUUAUUACCAUGGAUACAGAACAGUCAACUGAGGAAUGUGGUGCAUUUGACUUCAACAUGCCAGCUCUCACUGCUCUACUUCGAAAGCAAGCAGAAAGUAACCCUUCAGCAUCCUAUUUUAAUGUGGACAUGAUAAAGUACCAGGUUAAUAUUGGAAGUGGAGCUCAGUCAUCGCCGCUGCAGCUGGUUUCGUAUUGGAAAUGUGAAGACUCCCACACAGAUUUACGCAUAGACUAUAAGUAUAAUCCUCAUGCCAUUGCUUCACCAUCUCCAUUGCUCAAUCUGAACAUUAAGGUGCCGGUGGAUGGUGUUGUUGGAAAUAUGCAGUCAAAGCCUUCAGGACAGUGGCUGAAAGACGAGCAGAAAGCUAUGUGGAAGAUGACAGAGUUGUCACAGCACUCGACAGGUGGUGGUGUGGGGUCACUGAGAGCAAAGUUUGAAGUCGCAGCUGGGCCAUCCACACCAGCCACUGUAUCGGCUUAUUUCAACUGUGAAGGGACAACUGUAUCUGGGCUAGAAUUUAGUCUGUUUGGCUCAGGGUAUCGAGUUUCACUUAUAAAGAAGAGAUUUGUCUCAGGCAAAUACAUCUGUGAUGCAGAUGCUGUGUUAAGACUACGAUAUGGCUCGAUCCCUAGUUAGUAUUAUAAGAUAUAUAUAUAGACAUUAAGUUUUAUUGAAUGAAAGAUUAUGAUAAAUGCAAAGAGUGUAAUGUACAGCAUUUGGUGACAUACUACACAUAGUAGAAAUAGCUAAAGUGGGACAGUAUCUCUGACUUUUAUGUGAUUAUGUGUCUUUUACAACACUCUGCCUCAUAUUCUUGUACUUUUCUCACCGAUUCAUUUCCUUCAGGUCACUCUUAAAUAAAAAACAGUUACAGAAUAAUGGAACCCAGUAAAAAUAAAGCUUAGGAUACCAGUAGAGAAAAGAAGUGCAUUCUUUAAAAUUAUGCCCAUUAAUUUAUUUUGCAAAGGAAGAAUUGUUUUUUGUAUUCAUAUAUAUAUAAUGAUUAUUUCUUAAUUUCUGAUGAUGAUUUCUUGGAAUAACUUUUUUUUUUGCAAUGUCUCUAAUAAUUGGAAUUACAAAAAGGGUCAGCAUGAUUAAAAUGUACCAAAAAGGUUGUUUGUGUGAAAGAUACUGGUAACACGAAAUGAUUCCUAAAAGGGGUGCACAAGAGGAAGUAAUGAUGCAUGAGGUAAUGUCCAUGUUUAGGACCUUCUUAUACACUAUGUUCUAGCCCUUAUAUCUUCAUCAAGAGAGUAAUGAUCUCGUUCAGAUGAAGUAUGUUAUUUUCAAUGGAGGAGUGUAGUACAAUUCUUUGAGCUUCAGAAGCUGAAUGUCUCUAGUUGAUUCACAAGGGUUUUCCUUUUUGUUAAACUUUUCUCUUGAUCUACAAAUGUUUUUUUUUUUUUGCAACUCUGGUGAUAUUCUGAAUGGAAACUGUCUGGAAGUUCAAGAUUGCCACUUUAUAUUUGCAUCAGUUUCAACCUAGGAUGUCAUAGUCCUUCACUUUAUCUUGUUUCAGAGAAUAUCUAGGACCUAGCUUUGUUAAAAUUGUAAUUUUAUUAGGAGAAUAUCAAGUGGAACCCAUUAAUAUAUUAGUCUUAAAUGAAGGCGCUGACAUAUCGAAGGCUGAAUUUAUAGCGUGUACUGUCAGGAGUUUGCUGAUCCCUUUUGUAUCAUAAGUUGUAUGAAUGGACACAUUUGCACACCCUUAGGAGGAGCUGUAGUUAUGUUUCUCAUGGAACUUAGUCAUUUCACCAGUUAUGGAAUGUGUUUAGAGAAAAUUAUCCUUUUAUCACAGUUCCUCUUUCCUCUGAAUGAGUAACUACAUUUUUUUCUAGUAUAUAUUAGUAACUCUGAAUAUUAGAAAAGACAAAUUUAAUGAAGAAAAAAAAAUUGAGCACUAUGAGAAAUUUGCCCAUGCUGUUUCUGUUAUAUUAAUUUGCACCAUCUGUAUUUAAAACUACAGGAAACUCUUGACUGAGUGAUCCGAUAACAAAAUAAUGACUUUGCGUGCGAGUUCGUACAUCCUAAGCGUAUUCUCCUUAUUCAUUUUCAUUGCAUAUGUUCUUAUUAUGAUUCUUAUUUCUAAAUAUUGUCAUCAUGAGUAUUAUUAUUUAUUAUUAUUAUCAUCAUCAACAU